GAGGAGCGUAAGCUGCUCUGCCUCAGUCAGCAAAGUGUCUUGGGAUGGCCCAGUGCUCAGACUCCUUUGGCGAGAGGAUGCUUUCCUCCUCUUCCGUAUUGUUUGAUCAAGGAAGAGUCAAGAGGGUCCGGAAGGUUAAGCGUGUUUCGGGCGCAAGCCAUGAGCCUGGACAUCCCUGCCCCCCACGAGCAGUAGAUUUCCGACAGAAAGGCGGUCCCUGCCCUGCCCGUGUUUUACUUGCAAAACCUGCCUGGAAAGUAAAGCUGGUGCCUGGACUGGGCUUUGGAGGGUGGCGGUGGCGGGGUAGAAAUUCUGGUGGAAAUCCCAGGCGAAUGAGACCCUCCUGAGGGGCAGGAGCUGAGGAAAUGGGCUUCUAGGUGAGCUGCGGAGAUGAGGACCCCCUACGGAGCAGCCCAAGGGAGGGUGGGGUCUGGCCACGCCAUUGAUCUGAGAAGGCGAGUUCUCCCCAGAGCAGAAACCUUUCUAGGAGUUUGAUCACCGCAAGACAGGACAUGGGGCUUGUGAAGAGCAGGAGACCCUUGGCCGAGACCCCCCCUGAAGAAGCUGUGCAGAGCCCUGUGGGUCUAAACCAGCUCCCGGAUGAAGUGCUGGAGCUGAUCCUGAGCUGGGUGCCCGCCCGGACCCUGGUGGCCCGCUGCCGCCUGGUGUGCCGCCGGUGGCGCGACCUCAUCGGGAGACCCACCCUCUGGAAGCUGCAGUGCGAGAGGGACCCUGCCCUCCAGGCUGUCCUCCAGGCUGCCCAGCGCUGCCCCAGGAUGGACUGGUGCCGGGUGGCGGUCCUGCGCCCCUUCGGGAGGAACCUGAUCAAGAACCCCUGCGGAAAUGAGCAGUUCCGGCACUGGAACAUCCAUUUUUCAAAGACCCGAUGCUUUUUGGAAAAGAGCAGGAGAGCCUCGGCAGCCACAGGAGGAGAACACCCCGGGUUCACUGCUUGUUAUCGCUGGUAUUCAAAAUCGCAGGUGGUUGAUUUGCUGCAAGAAGGUUUUUGGGAAGAUCUCCUGGACUUCUACCAACCCGAUAUUAUUAUUUCUGACGGGUGGGACAUCCGCCGCUCCACUGGCUGCGAAUACUCCAUGGCGGUCACCCUCCUGGCAGCUGACCAGGCCUCAGUGAUCGCUGAUUUCAAGGCCCAACCGGAUUCUACUUCACAGCGGAACUUUCCUGGGUAUAAUGAGGUAUCCCAUGUGUUCAGAAACUAUGGCCCUGGAGUUCGCUACAUACGUUUUUGGCAUGAAGGGAGAGACACACAGUACUGGAAAGGGUGUUUUGGAAUUAAUUUCACAAACUCCAUGGUUUUGGUUAAACUCUCCCAGGAGCCUGUGUGACCCCCCCCCCAUUGGUGCAGGCUUUUCACUGCCCCCUCAACAGAUUCCCCUGACUGCUAAUGGAGAACACCACUUCCUCCCUGGGACACCGUCGUCAGGAUCCUGUUGCCCAAAGGCAGAGCAUAGGGGCAAUGGCCUGCGCCCACCUCUGUCUGGAGUGUCUUCCCCACCUCCAGCUGGUUUCCCAUCCAGUGGCUGAGACACAGAUGUAAUUGCUCUGCUCGUCCGUAUCUAGGCAUUAGGAUUCAGGCCAGUGUUCCUGGCAGAACGGCUGGUUGCCUUCUGUGGCUUGGCAGUCUUUGAGGGUAUGGGGCUCCUGAAUGUUACUUCUGCUUCUAUAACAAAUAAAG
Molecule: messenger RNA, 1696 nt
Organism: Pogona vitticeps (central bearded dragon)
Lineage: Eukaryota; Metazoa; Chordata; Lepidosauria; Squamata; Agamidae
Source: RefSeq, a predicted model, not a curated record